This is a messenger RNA of Paramisgurnus dabryanus, 1701 nucleotides long. The record is from RefSeq and is a predicted model, not a curated record. NCBI's taxonomy places the organism in Eukaryota, Metazoa, Chordata, Actinopteri, Cypriniformes, Cobitidae.
AUGAAUGUGAUUUUUAUUCAAAGCUUUACACUGAAGGGUUCUUCAGAUCCUCUGGUUGUUCCUCUGGGAGGUUCAGUGGUUCUGCCCUGUUCUGUUGAUUCACUCUUACCACUGAAAGAUCUGGAGGUGGAAUGGAGAAGAUCAGACUCACAGACUCUCAUUCAUCUGUAUCAAGAUGAGGAUAUCAGACCAGAGGCUCAACAUCAGGAUUAUCAUGAUAGAGCUCAUUUCUUCACUGAAGACAUUAAACAUGGAAACUUCUCUCUUCGACUAGAUCAUGUGAGAACUGAAGAUGAGGGACAAUACACAUGUAAAGUUUACAGUGGACACGAGUCUAAUGAAACUGUGGUGGAAAUUAAACAUGUUGAGCGUUUGAUAGUGUCAGGAUCAAGUCCGUCCAUUUCUGCAUCUGUGGGUGGUGAUGUCACUCUGAACUGCUCUGUGGACUCUCACAUUAAACCUGAAGAGAUUGAAGAGGUUUCAUGGAGGAAAAUAGAUAGAGGCGAACCAAUCACAGUUCUGCUUUAUCAAUACAAUGAAACUUUAUCAGACGCAUCAGAUGAGCGAUACAGAGACAGAGUUGAGUUCUUCACUGAUGAAAUCCACAGAGGAAACUUCUCUCUCAGAAUGAAGAGAGUCACAACUGAAGAUAAAGGAGUUUACAUCUGUCAAGUGUUUAAUGGACGACUUUCAGCAAACACAACUGUAAUAAUGGAGAGACUGGGUUUAUCAGAUUUACACAUAUUGGUGUUGAUUCUGUGUAUUACUGCAUGUGGAUCUGCUCUUCUGUUCUGCUCUCUCAUUUACUGCAGACCGAACACGGGGUUCAUUGUAGAAGGUUAUAACUGUGUUCAUUUUGGAGAUGCAGUGGUUCUGCCCUGUUUCAUUGAUCCAUGUUUAAUAAAAGAAGAUCUAAAGGUGGAAUGGAGUAAAUCAGGUUUGGAGAGUCCAGUGUGUGUGUAUGAAGAUGGAGAUAUGAGACCAGAGGUCCAGCAUCAGGAUUAUCAUGAUAGAGCUCAUUUCUUGACUGAGAAAAUGAAGCAUGGAGACUUCUCACUCCUGUUGAAGAACCUGAAAAAAGAGGAUGCGGGACAAUACACAUGUAAAGUUUACACUGGACAAAGAUCUGUGUUUUCAGUCAGUGUGAGUUUGAAACACAAAGUCUUUUUUGGUUCGUGGUUCAGUGUGGAACAUUCUAGUGAUCUGGUUGUUCCUCUGGGAGGUUCAGUGGUUCUGCCCUGUUCUGUUGAUUUACUCUUACCACUGGAGGAUCUGAAGGUGGAAUGGAGAAGAUCAGAUUUAAAGAAUCCAUUGUGUGUUUAUCAAGAUGAAGAUAUCAGACCAGAGGCUCACCAUCAGGAUUAUCAUAAUAGAGCUCAUUUCUAUAAGACAUUAAACGUGGAAACUUCUCCCUCCUGUUGAACAAUCUGACAGCUGAAGAUGAGGGGCAAUACACAUGUAAAGUUCACAUACAGAAAUAUGAGUUUUCACUAGGCAGAAAGUUGGUACCGAGACUUCUAGUUUCAGGUUUCUGUCUUCAGAUGCUUUUGGUCUUCUGUCCAAAUCUUAUCAUGUUCUUUGCUUUUAUCUUCUGGGGUGUUUCUGAAGGUUCUGUGAAUGAGAUGAUCAGCUGCUGUGCUCUUUAUUUUCUCAGUCCUCUCACAUUAUUAUGGGCGGCUCCAUAUAUAAAUGAUUUUAAAG